Archocentrus centrarchus (flier cichlid) is the source of this 886-nucleotide messenger RNA. RefSeq lists its product as uncharacterized. The transcript has 4 exons. The record is from RefSeq and is a predicted model, not a curated record. NCBI's taxonomy places the organism in Eukaryota, Metazoa, Chordata, Actinopteri, Cichliformes, Cichlidae. Bases 1 to 678 code for a protein of 225 amino acids.
AUGGAAGUGAUCCAUGAGUUUGGGAGAGUCUCAGGCUACAAAGUGACCAGGGGUUUAAUUUGGGCCCACAGCCAGGUCAACAGGGGUCUCAGUGGGGCCCACAGCCAGGUGGCCCACACCCAGGUGGGCAGGGGUCUCAGUGGGGCCCACAGCCAGGUGGCCCACAGCCAUGUGGCCCACUGCCAGGUGGCCCGGGAUGUAAUUUGGGCCCACAGCCAUGUGGCCCACUGCCAGGUGGCCCGGGAUGUAAUUUGGGCCCACUGCCAGGUGGCCCGGGAUGUAAUUUGGGCCCACAGCCAUGUGGCCCACUGCCAGGUGGCCCGGGAUAUAAUUUGGGCCCACAGCCAGGUGGCCCACUGCCAGGUGGCCAGGGGUCUCAGUGGGGUCCAGGGCCUGAGGGAGGCCAAGGAAAGGAGGGGCACUGCAAGGGAGAUGGUCACCAUGGAGGUUCUGACAGUCACAGGAGAUGUGGCCCCGAUCGCCACGGCAGCCCCGGUAGGAACAGCGGCAGCAGCGGCAGUGACAGCGAUGGUGAGGGCGGUCAUGGAAAACAUGGGCACAAACACAGGCAUCGUCGAGGGAGCGGUGGUGGAAGCCCCGGUCGUGGUCGCGGUCAUGGCCGUGGUCGCGGUCACGGUCAUGGUCAUGGACACUGAACACAGGCAGCACACCCAGUGAUCAGCAGAGGGCUCUCAUCUUUGAAAGAAGCCUAAAUAGAGAAAGUAUUUUGCUCUGUACUGACUCUGAGCUCCCACAGCCUCUGAAAUCCAGCCGAACAAGCUGAGUGAGCGAAGGGCUGCAGGAAUUUAACUGCCUCAAAUCUUAUUAUGGUGAUCUCUGCAUUUACAUGGAAAAGGGUUCUGAAAAUAAAAGGGCUGAUAUAUUA